This is a messenger RNA of Jaminaea rosea, 927 nucleotides long. Its product is annotated as ATG16-domain-containing protein. Bases 60 to 824 code for a protein of 254 amino acids. Gene Ontology annotation, cellular component: autophagosome membrane. Gene Ontology annotation, biological process: autophagosome assembly. The transcript is spliced from 3 exons. The record is from RefSeq and is a predicted model, not a curated record. NCBI's taxonomy places the organism in Eukaryota, Fungi, Basidiomycota, Exobasidiomycetes, Microstromatales.
CUCCUCCUCAACAUCAUCAUCCCCACGGCCACGCAAAGCGCAGCGGCAGCAGCGGCAGCAUGGCAUCCCCAGCGCCAGCAUCGACGCACCCGGCAUGGCAACACAGCAUCGCUCUACGAGUGACACAGCGCGACGCGAGGGAGCAAGCGCAUGACGCCUUGAUCAAGGAUUACCAAAAGCUCGCCCAGUACGCCAAGAGUCUACGAGGCCGGCCAUCAGCAGGAAGACCAGGGGUGGAGGCUCCACCCCCAGCUCCAACUCCAAGUGCAUCCAGCUCCGCAUCAACCUCUGCGCAACCGCCGCAGCCGCAGGCCACGCCCGCCUCAUCCAAGGACCUCGCAGCAAAAGACGCCCUCAUCUCCUCCCUCCAAUCCCAACUCCAAACAACCCGCACAGAGCUCUCGGACCUGUACAAAUCUCACACCCACCUCACCACCCGUCUCCUGACCCUCAGCGAUCAAUCUGCCUCCCACUCUAGCUUAACAACCCAACUCUCCCUCCUCACACGACGCGAGCAGGACUUGCGCGACUCCUCCGCGGAAAAGGACAAGGUCAUCGAGCUACUCCAAGACGAACUGCGUACCCUCAGCUUGGAGUUGGGACAGGUCGAAGAGAGGGAGGAGAGACUUAAACGCGAUAAUGCUGGGUUGGUGAAGCGGUGGUUGGAGAGGGCGAGGGAGGAGGUGGAGAGGGUUAAUGUGGCUAAUGAGUGGGUGGAGGAGGUGCAGGAGAGGAGGAGGAGGGAGGGCCACGACGCCGGGAACAAAGAGGCUGGGAUGGGGAGGGAGACGGAGGGCGGUGGUGAUAAAGCGAGAGGAGAGUAGAGUGUGGAGUGGCAUUCGAUUCUUGUUUGGAAACGGGGUGGGAGACGAGAUGGACAUACGAGCAAGGCUAGACUAGCCUCUCCUCUCGAAUUGAUACCAGCUU